Molecule: messenger RNA, 1482 nt
Organism: Hordeum vulgare subsp. vulgare (domesticated barley)
Lineage: Eukaryota; Viridiplantae; Streptophyta; Magnoliopsida; Poales; Poaceae
Exons: 4
Coding region: 124-1245 (373 amino acids)
Source: RefSeq, a predicted model, not a curated record
AUUCACUGUUUCUCCUCUGCCAAUGCCUGUCUUUUAUAAACACCGACCAUUCUUGACGAAACCGCCGUGUGAGACAGGACACAAAAAACAAUCCCGCCCAGGUGAAGCCCCUUUGCUUGUGCCAUGGCCGCCGUCGUCGCCGUGGAAAGCUUGAAGCCCGAGGCUUCCACCAUGUCUGGCCAACCAGUUGAGUUAAGUCCAGGGCAGCUGCAUAAGCUAGCCGAGCUGAUCCAUCGACAAGAAGUGCAGAAGCUUCAAGAGCUCAAGUUCGAGUCAUACGCAGAGCAACAAAACUAUCUCAAAGACGCCAGAGAGGCCCGUGAUAAGGUGUACCAUAUCCUUGACAGUGCACAGGAGAUGGUUACGGAGGCCGAGGCCGACAAUGACGCCACCAAGCAAGAGAUUGCUAAGGAUGUCUAUGAGUACUGCACCAAGGCCAUCGGAACAUCCCUCAAAUUCAUCCGUAGUUACAACACCCGUCUCACCUAUCUUGACAAGCUCAAGACCCAUAGUGAUGAUCUCAUCAAGCAGCUAAAGUGGCUUGAUCCGGUCACCCAACAGAAGGAAGCUCAGCGCCUUGCUCUUGAGGCGGGCAUGUACAAGAAAGCCGCGCUUGAAAAUGCUGAAAAGUUUCAACAUUUUAUACCAAACCAAUUCUCAAAAUGGCUCAAGGAUAACAAAAUCAAGUUUGAGGACCUGGUAACAGAUAAUAUGGCAAAGCUUGGUUUUAAGGGGCCUUUUAAAAACUUGGGUGAUAUCCAAAAGCUACAGGUAUAUGACAAUAUUAUUGCGGCAGCGGGACAUGGAAAACCUUCGGUGACUUACACAUUUGAAGCUUUGGGAAAAGUUGGGGUUGCAGCCUUGGUUUUUACAGCGGCUGUAAUGGUGUGGGACAUAUACACAGCGGAGGAUAAGCUGCAGGCAGCCGUUAGGGAUGCAGUGAAUGCGUUAACCUCAGUAGUCGAUCUUGUGAUUGGACAGGUAGUUAAUACUGCUGUAAGAGCUGGAUUCGCAGCACUCAACGUCCAGAUCGCUUCAGCAGCUGUCACGGUGAUUGGAUCAGUCGUCGGGUUCGGAAUUGGUGUGCUCGUUGGGGUUGCUGCAGGUGCGUUGCUUGACUUGAUUUUCGGCAGUGGAACUAGCAAUGUGCAGAUAACAGACGGGCUUAGUGGUUGUCGUGUGGCUCCUAUGCCCGAUGGUCUUGAGCUCGCUCGCCUCAUUAAGCACAACUACCCGGACAUGUAAACUCAUCAUGCAACUAUGCUACUACUCUACUAUGGUUGCUAUCUUCUGUAGUUGUUGCUGCCACUGCUAUAUUAUUGUUGUAUUGAAGGGAUAUAGUUACCUCUUGUGUAAGUGCAUAAGUGCCUAUUGCGCACUUCUAAGAUAAAACACCCGACCCCACGAGGUAGCUGUUGUAUUCCCUGAUACCAUAAUCUUAAUUAUAUACUUCAUGAAUGAAUAUGUACUCAAGCUUCCUUU